AUUUUACUUUUUUUUAUGUUGUUUUUCUUUUCUUCUCUUUUUUGUUGUUUCUUUCUGUCUGUGUUGCUUUUUGUGUAGUUAUGGGUGGUUGAUAUCUGUUCUCCUAGCUCGAAAUUUUCAUAUCUUUUGGAUUUAUUUGGCUUUGAUGAUUCAUUUUUUUUAAUGGUUUCCGUAGUUGUCUAUGUUCCCACUUGAAAUGUUCUUUGAUAUGUUGACAAAUGAAAAAAAAAAAAGUCAUGGGUGCUGGUAAUAUGUUUCGGAGAGGCUAGAUUCUUGUUGUGUUUUUUACUUUCUAUAACCUCUCUUCUCAUGAGAUAAGCAUUGGUAUGUGACUGCACACAAUAACCAUAGGCUCCAGUUCAUCUUGAUGUUUUAUACGAUGGACUGAAUUUUGAAUUCGAAGCUGGCAACAGUGGUUAUUGUGCUUCCAACUAGUCAUGUAAUGGUUAUGCUUGUGUGAAGGCAAGUAUAUAUCUAUAGUCUAGUCAUGUAAUGAACCGACCAAUUGAAAAAUUAUGCUAAUUGCCCAGAAUCAGUCCAAAAUGACUUUUGAAAAAUGAGUGAUCAUGUCCAAUUGAUUAAUGACUAGCAGUAGGAAUGUAGGUUUAGUUCAUUUCAGAGUUAAAGGAAUAAGAGAAGUGGGCAUCUUAGUGUGUUUAUACCUAACUCAUCCCUAUAUAAUAUGAGCAUUGCACCCUACUUAUAUAUUAUAACCAGACCUUAUUCCUAGUCAAUGUGUGAUCUCCUACCGCACUGAUAGGAAAAAAUGGAUGUGGGUUAAACAGUUCAUCUCCUUUUCCAUUUCUAACCACUUUUGUGUGCGCAGAGGGCGUGCAAUGGUAAAUUUGUGUCUAUCACCAGUGGAUUAUGCCAUAGUGAGGAGCUUUUUUCAUCAGGACUCAUUAGUUUUAUGUUAGAGACUGUGCAUGUGUUCCUCUGUACUUUCUUGUGAUUUUGUACAUGAAUAUUUCCAGUUAAGUCUGCAUUGUAAGCUUGGCCAUGAUACUACUAUAUUGGUGAAAGAUUAGUGUGACCUGAGAAUUUGAAGGCUACUGCUCCUGCAAGUAUUUCACUGACAAAUAAAAGAAGACUUCGUAUAGAUCAUUUCAUUUCACUGGUUUACAUUAUGUUUCCAUCUCUGACAUGCACUUGAGAUUAAGACUGUGGUCAUGCUGUCCCCAAUUAAAGCUAUUUUGUUGUAAUGAGCACUGCUCUUUGCUGCGAGAGUGUGUAUUUUCCAAACAUGGAGGUCAUGUCUGGAUGAACACAGAGGAUUACAAAAUCUUACUGUAGUAUUGAAACAGUUAAAUGGCCAUGUCAAAAAUACCUAACAUCAGACCUGGAGAUUUAAGCUCUACAAAAGACAUAUUUGUUUCAGCUGUACGCUUUGCAGUGUCUAUUGAGGGACCGUGUUUACCAUUUGGAGAUGAGCUACGAAUCUCUGCUCAAGAACAAGUUGACUUUAUGCUAGGAGAAGAUGGAGAUACUACAAUGAUCAUCGCCGACGGCGAAGUACAAUCCGCAGUAACAAUGGGUGUGUACAAUAUCAUUCAUUCAUUUGAAACGGAUCUGCGUUCCUUGCUUUUGGACACUUCCCUUGAGCCUGAGGGGGUGUAUGAUAGGAUAAUGAAAAGGGUAUCUGAUCUUGAAUGGAUGUGUAAUGUGCUCCCCAAGAUGGAUUUGAUGAAGAAUUUUGUUUCUAACUGGGCUGCAAUCUCAAGUAAAAUUUUGGUGAUCAUUGAAGACAGGAAACUUGACCAUAUCAUGUGGGGGCUGAAAGUGAAACUGAUAGAAGUAGCAUGUAAAGUUUUGGAAGCAGUUGGUUAUGGCAGUGUGAUUCUUCCAGCUCCAUGUCGAGUGCAAUUGCUGAAGACCUGGUUUCCAUAUGUCCGGAAGAUGAAGCCAUUGCUGGAUUCAAAAGCUGUUGAGGAGAUUGGUUUUCCUUACAAGAUGAGUGAAGAUUUGUGCCAGGCCAUUGAAGGAGCAAUUGUGUCACUGAUAUUGACUUUGCCAUCAAACGAUCAAGCAGACAUUUUGGCAGAUUGGAUCAGAAGUAGGGAAAUUGGAUACCCUGACUUGAGUGAAGCUUUUGAGGUCUGGUGUUACAGAACCAAAUCUGCCAAAAGGAGAUUAGUGGAAAGUUUAGAUGGCCACAGUGAUACUGCUGUUAGCCCUUGAGUUUGAUUCUAAAAUACUAACCUUUUGCCUUUCCUUUUUUCUAUAAAAAUAUAUAAUUUUGGACAAAUUUUGCUUCACCAUUGUAAGAUCACAAUCUUUGAUGUCCCAUACUUAAAUUUGCUUUAUGUAUCUGUAUCUGAUACUCAUACUCUAGGAAGCAUACAUAUAUAUAAAACUACGAGAAACAUUAAACAGAGA
Molecule: messenger RNA, 2376 nt
Organism: Vigna unguiculata (cowpea)
Lineage: Eukaryota; Viridiplantae; Streptophyta; Magnoliopsida; Fabales; Fabaceae
Product: BTB/POZ domain protein
Source: RefSeq, a predicted model, not a curated record